CUAUCUCCAGCUCUUCCUCGCAAUAGCCUCAAUCCCUGGAUUCAAACCGGUCUUUCGAUGUCGCGAUGUCUCUGAUUAUCAAUAGGCCUGCCAGUCAACAUAAAUCGGACUGAAGGCGUCGUUCCAACGACAUGAGCACAUCGCGCGGGGUCCGAUGGAAGCGUCUUUCAACGCCGUAGAGCUGCGCGAGAUCGGAAAGAAUGGAGGCGGCGCGCGAAACGCCGCCGCUCCGGUACCGACCUCAGCACCGUGGACAGCGACCAGGCCCGGGGCGGGGGGCGCCUGCCGCGGCUUCGACAACGCGUCAUACCAGCAGGAUGAGGGGCAACCCAGCGGACCACAGGGAGGACAGCCCGGUCGACCCUGCACCCUCGCAUUGAACCAAGAGACCCUCCCCCAGCGGCCCGCUCCUCCCCUCCCUCCCCCUCCCCACUCCUACGGCGAGGAGGAGGAGGCGGGCGGCGGCGAGGAGGAGGGGGGCGUGGAGCUGGCGGCGCGGGUCAGCGUGGAGGACCGGGCGGCCGACUACGGCUUUGUGCUGGCGCUGGUGUUCCUGCUGAGCGGCAUGGUGCUGGUGCUGGUGGCCUACAGCAUCCCCCGCGACGCCCACCUGCUCAACCGGCAGGCGGUGUCGGCGCGGCGCAUGGAGCGCCUGGAGGCCUACUACUCGGCGCUGGGCACCCACCUGGACCGCUGCAUCAUCGCGGGGCUGGGGCUUCUCACCCUCGGGGGCAUGCUGCUCUCGGUGCUGCUGAUGGCGUCCGUGUGCCACGGGGGGGCCGCGGGGCGGCGACGGCGUGGGGGCAGGGGCGGGGGCUUCGUCGGGCCCAAGCGGACGUACGGUUCGGUGCACCUGCGGCUCACGCAGCUGGCGGCGGCGCCCGGCGGGGAGGGGCCGGUUGCCGCGACGACCGCGGUGACCACGACGACGACGACGGAGGGGAGUGGACGGGAAGAGGGCAAGGCGGAUGUUUCCGUACCCGCUCGUGCUUGGCAGGGCGUGGUCUAGCCGCACAUGUGACAGGAAGUGACAACGUGGUCAUGGUCAACCCUCCCAGGAAAUAUACACGAAGUUGAGGAGAAGCACAUCCUGAGCACAAUGCUCUGAAAACAUGGAUCUAAAGAAGGUUUCUAUUAUUUUAGUUAUUUACAGUAAAUAAAUUAGAAAUAGAGAUCAUAUACUGUAUGGAAAGGUUAUCUACCAAGGUUAAAAGUUCUAAACAUUAUAUAAAGCUUAUCUAUAAAGCUUAUUUAAAUAACUUAUGUACUGUAUAUUAAGGUUCUUUUUCUAACUUCGCUCAGUGUUUCACCUUGGGAAUCGGCUAGGCGUGACCUACUACUGGAAGCUCCAAUUGCACCACGUCUGUCCUUAACAGACAGGUCGGACUGCGCCACAGGGUCCCGCCUCCUGCACUUAUACAGUCGACCCACCCUCCUCAAAUCAUUUCUCGCUUUUUUCCCGUGAGAAAGCUACUCAAGCUCCCUCAGCUCAUCUAGGUUAGCUUUAAACUGCUUAACAGUUCACAGACGGGCCGUCAAGGAUUCCGUCGUCUAACGCAGUCGUAGGCUUUUAACCUGGUUCGGCUGAGUAAUAAGUAAUAUUAUCGGUGGUGCUGGAUGCCCUGUCUCAUCACCCUUUUGAGCCGUUGGAGGCAUUGGGGAUGAAGUUUGUGUCGCUGAAGGUGGUGUUGCUCUAAGCUUUAACCACAGCUAAGUGUGUGAGUGAUUUACAGGCAUUGACUCUCCGUCCUUCCUGCUUGCAGUUUGCUCCGGGGAUCUCCAAGGUCUGCCUGCGGCCCAAUCCGGCUUUUGUGCCUAAGGUGGUUGAGUCGACCUAUAGGUGCCUCACGGUGGAACUGUCGGCGUUUCAUCCGCCUCCGUUCUCCUCUGCGGAGGAGCAGAGACUCAAUACAUUAUGCCCAGUACGGGCCCUACAUGUAUAUGUGAGUCGGUCAGCUGCUUUUCGGAAAAGGGAUCAGCUGUUCGUGUCUUGGGCCACUCGCCAUAGAGGCAAGCCUUUGUCCCACCAGAGGCUGUCCCACUGGAUUGUGGAGGCUAUAUCUCUUGCUUAUGAAAGUAGGGGCUUGCAGCCCCCCCAUGGCUUGAGGGCCCACUCCACAAGGGGUAUGGCUACUUCAUGGGCCUUAUUCAGGGGAGCGUCGGUGCGUGACAUUUGUGCUGCGGCGAGCUGGGCUACGCCUCACACCUUUGUUAGGUUUUAUAGGCUGGAUGUCUCAGGGCCUUCUGUUUCUCAAGCCGUGCUGGAGACGAUCUCACCAGACUCAAAGCGAUGUUUGCUGCCUGGCUGAAUUUGCAUGGCUUCGGGAGACAUAUGCAAUACGGGAGUGGUCUAUAUCUCCCAUAGUGAAACACCGAGCGAGGUUAGAAAAAUAACUUUGGGUUACUCAACGUAAUCCCUGGUUCUUUGAUAACAGAGUUAGGUGUUUCACCAACACGUCCCUCCUUGCAUUUACAUGGAAAGAAACCUGUAUAGAAUGAUUUGAGGAGGACGGGUCGACUGUAUAAGUGCAGGGGGCGGGACCCUGUGGCACAGUCCGACCAGUCUGUCAAGGACAGACGUGGUGCAAUUGGAGCUUCCAGUAGUAAUAAUAAUAAUAAUAAUAAAUGAAAUUUAUAUAGCGUUUAAUAUGGUACUCUAAGACGCUUUAUUUAUUUAUUUAUUUUCUUUUUUAGUAGGUCACACCUAGGCGAUUCCUAUAGUGAAACACCUAACUCUGUUAUCAAAGAACCAGAGAUUACGUUAAGUUACCCAAAGUUAUCUAUAGUGUUAUAAAUAAUUUAUACACAUUAUAAAGGUUAUCUAUAAAAGGUUAUAUAGAACUUAUAUUCUGUAUGAAGGUUAUCUAUAAAGUUAAAUAUAACUUAGAACUAUAAAUAUAACUUAGAAAUAUAAUAUAACUUAUAUUCAGUAUAAAGGUUAUUUAUAAACAUUAUAUAUAACUUAUAUACAGUAUAAAUGUUAUCUAUAAAUAUCAUUUAUAAUUGUUCAAAACUUAUAUAUGAAAUACAUUCAGUGGAGAAAAGAUUAUGGUUGUUUUAAGUAACAGAGCAGAAAGCCCUAUUCUUGUGUAAUAAUAUAAUGUUACUCUAAUAAUAAUAUUCUACUCUAAAAGCACAUUUACGAGCUAGAGCCACCAGAAAUGCUAGCUCUUGCACAAACAAAAAGAGGCGAUUAAGUCCGCCAGCUUAUAUUCACUUUAAUAAAUCUGUGAAUGCAGAUUUUUAGAUUGAAUAAGGAUUAAACUAUUUAUCACCGAGGAUUACUAUCAGAUUUAUAUAGAAGAAGGAUUGCUAGCGACCAGCAGAUAUAAUAACAAAGCAAUGCUAAGGCUUUAGAUUCAUACAAGAAACUACCAAAUUACCAAAUUAAGAGUCCCCUUGAAAAGAAAAGCCUAUACAUUGUCCUCUACAUUGUUUUGUUGUGAGAGACAUUCCGAUGGGUUUCACAGUGAGACGGCUCCUUGUGUUGUCACAACACAGCCCGCUGUUUUUGGAUUGGCUGGUCCCUAACGAUGUCAUCUACCCUGCACGGCGACAUUACAGGGUAUCAAUCAGCAGCAGUCUUUUAGUUGCUACUGUUAGAUGUUCGGGGUCAGGUGUUGUGUGACUCUAACCGCCCUUACCUGACCCGACCUUCAACCCCAGAUACACAGGAAGCUGCUGCUAUCACGGCAACGGCACCACAAUCUGAUCUCGGAUUGGAGGACUUUGACGAACUGAAAGGCCAUCACUGCAGGACAAAUGUGACACCUGAAUGUCCUGAGGCGUCCAAAGACUACUUUGUGUUCUCAGAGACCAGCGGACAUGUUACGACCAUCUCUCGUCCUUCCCUGUAAGAUAUGUCAACAGAUGUUACCAUGACGACGCCUUAAGACAGUCUGUUUUCUUCAUGUGUAUCAUAUAUGCUGAUGUUGGUAAGGUGAGCCCUAUAGCCAGGUACUGAGGUACUGUAGCCUCACAAACACACAAACACACACGCACACAGACACACGCACACGCACACACACACACACACACACACACACACACACACACACACACACACACAUAUAACCACACAGACAGACGGUAAAGCAAGCAAACAUUCACAACCAAGCACACGCAUGCAAACAUAUACACACACAUAGUACAAAUAAAACAUCCACACACAGUCCAUACCAGUAUUUUAAGGGGUAUCGUUAUGUCGUGUUAUGUUAAGUUUGAUGGGAGGAAUCCGAAUGUUACUCCAGGAGAUGUUGUGAAAAGUGAUUUUUUUUAUAUGUUAUUUUUUGUAAAGGCAAAGCCAAAACAUGAAUCCUGAAUGAUGUUGUGUGAGUCAGGAAAAGGAAUGUAACAUGUUGACAUUGUGGGAUGAUCCAGUAUAUAUGCUGUCAGGAUUAAACAUGUUGUAUAUACAUCA
Gadus morhua (Atlantic cod) is the source of this 4420-nucleotide messenger RNA. It is a transcript of the gene tmem74b, whose product is annotated as transmembrane protein 74B. The record is from RefSeq and is a predicted model, not a curated record. The transcript has 3 exons. NCBI's taxonomy places the organism in Eukaryota, Metazoa, Chordata, Actinopteri, Gadiformes, Gadidae. Bases 155 to 1009 code for a protein of 284 amino acids.